AAAAUGAAAGCACCCACUCAUAGGUGCCUGUUAUCAAGUUUAAUAGAGAGUAAUGAAAAGACUACACGUUAAGCGAAAACACAUGAAUCUUUUGAGAGAUUAAAGUAUUCUUAACCGUAAACUGCAACUCCUAAGACUUAAAUGACUAACAGGAAAAGCAAAUAGAUGAGUUUAGUUUAAGUUUAGCAACUAAUUUAAUAGCCACUUUUGAGAAAGAAUCAUACAGCAUUAUCUGAAGUACCAUAUACUUGGAACACAAGUAGAAGUACAGAAAAGACAGUGGACUUACUUGGUAUGCCUUAACACAAACGUGUAAAAUGGUUAGAAAAAUAAAAAUCAUUGCUAGCAUAACAGCAACCAGUGACAGAGCGUAUAUAAACAAGUCGUAUAAAAUAAAUGGCAACUGCUGCUAAUUAUAACAAUUUUUUAAAGAAAUUCAAUGGUGAAUAAAUGAUGAUAUUAGAUAAGAUAAAAAAAGGUGUAGUAAUUUAAAAAGUACAAAAUGAAGUAUAAGAAAAUAAAGAAAGGUAGUUCAUUUAUAAGUAGCCAUUACGUAUAAUUAAAGGUAUGAGUGAACAUAUGCUCAGAAUGAAGAGUAUAACUAGAUAACAUGAAUCAUAACCUUCACAUCCUAGAAGACUUUCAAAUCCUCGUUUUUAAUUAACUAAUGCUAAUAGACUUCGCUUUUCUAAAUAUUAUUAAGAUGAUAGUUUGAAAGUGUUAAAAUCAUAAAAAAGAGAUCCUAAUCAAAUUUUUAAAGAAUUACAUAUAGAAGAUAUCUAAUAUACUGAUUUAGAUAGAGCAUAGAAUCAUCCUAUUAAUAUUGCUUUAUUCAAUAUGUUAAAAGAUGAAGAAAUUAUACUAAGUAAAUUUUAUUGUUUAAUUCAGAGUAAUAAUAACUAGAAGAAGCAGAAAAAUAUACUGCUUUAGAAUUAAUUAAAUAGAGGUAAGAAAUUGAAAAAUUUGAUGAACUCACUAGACAAGAAUAUCAUAGAAAAUGUUAUGUAGAUUAUAAAUCCAAAAAUAUAAGUUCUAAAUAUAAUUACAACUAAUUACAUUUAGAUGAAUCUUUAUUAGAAAUAUUUCCUAAAAGUGAUGCUGCAAAUCCACUAUAAUUUAAAAAAUUAAGAAGAUAAAAAAUAUUAAAUAUGAUUAAGAUGUUUUUAUUUAGAUUGCAUGAAUUAAAUCUAAAUCUUGAAGAUCUUAUAUAAAAUAGAGUUUAUCCUCUUGUUGCUUAUAGUAAUGACAGAGCAAAAUUGUUUUUCGAUUUAGUCAAAUCUAAUAAGAUUGAACUAACACAUAGAGAGUUACAAGAAAAUAAAUAUUUAGUAUAUGAAUAUGAUUCAUCAAAAUUAACUCCUCUUCAUCAUGCAGUCAUACGUAAUCAUGUAGAAAUGGUAGAAUUACUUUUGGAAUACCAUGCAGAUGUUAAUCGUCGUGAUAUUGUACUUAUUCUACUAUAAUCUAGCUUGGAAGAACUCCUCUCUUCUUUGGAAUCCGUUCUGGCCAUAAUGAUUGUGUAUAAUAACUACUUUAUCAUUAAGCAAUUCCUUGGUCUAAUAAAAAGAAUUAAUAUGACCUUUAUUUAGAUAUGCUCAAUGAUAAAGUUAGAGAUUAAUAUCGUAAGGCAAAAAAUGUAAUGUUCUUAAUUAUUGAAGUACCAUUUAUAAAUGCAAAUGAUGUCUUAUACAAAAAGAGCUGCUUUCUGGAUGGAACGAAGAUAUUAUUUUACUUAAUGA
Paramecium sonneborni is the source of this 1739-nucleotide messenger RNA. The record is from the annotation of a GenBank genome assembly. Lineage: Eukaryota; Ciliophora; Oligohymenophorea; Peniculida; Parameciidae.